Messenger RNA from Alnus glutinosa, 1239 nucleotides. Its product is annotated as probable prolyl 4-hydroxylase 9. The coding region runs from base 200 to 1081 and encodes 293 amino acids. Gene Ontology annotation, molecular function: iron ion binding; procollagen-proline 4-dioxygenase activity; L-ascorbic acid binding. Gene Ontology annotation, biological process: peptidyl-proline hydroxylation to 4-hydroxy-L-proline. The record is from RefSeq and is a predicted model, not a curated record. The transcript has 8 exons. Gene Ontology annotation, cellular component: endoplasmic reticulum. NCBI's taxonomy places the organism in Eukaryota, Viridiplantae, Streptophyta, Magnoliopsida, Fagales, Betulaceae.
CACCCGUUAAAGAAAAUUCUCGCCGUGUAGUACGGUCUCCAUGAUGAAACCCCGUGUCCCCCAAGUCCUUUAAAUUGACUGUCUGCCCGACACUGACCCAUCCCAAACGAAACGAAAGCAAUACAGACUCAACUCAAAGAGAAUCUAAGAGAGAACAAGAGGUUGCGUAUUUGAAUUUUUGAACAAGCUCAGGGUGGAUAUGAAAAGCAAAACCGCGAAGGGGAAUUGGAGCCUGACGACGAGGAAGCUACGGUUACUGGCGGUCUUCCUCUUAUGCUUCUUGCUCUUCCUCGCAGUCGCCGGCUUCUUCGCCUCUUCUCGCCUCACCGUUCAGGGUAUUUCUGGUGCUAGGCAGAGACCGAGACGGCUCAAGUCAGUCAACGAGGGAACUGAGUACAGUUUGUUGAAUCCUGGAGAGACCGGAGACGAUUCUGUUACUUCAAUUCCCUUUCAGGUUUUGAGCUGGAGGCCGCGGGCUGUAUAUUUUCCUAAUUUUGCAACACCAGAACAAUGCCAAGGCGUAAUAAAAAUGGCAGAGCCGCGUCUUCGACCGUCAACCUUGGCUUUACGGCCGGGAGACACAGAAGAGAGCACAAAGGGAAUCAGAACAAGUUCUGGCGUAUUUCUUAGUGCUGAGGAAGACAAAACUGGGAUUUUGGAUGUGAUUGAGGGAAAAAUUGCAAGGGCGACAAUGCUUCCCAGGAACCAUGGAGAGGCAUUCAACAUCUUGCGAUAUGAGGUUGGGCAGUUGUAUAAGUCUCAUUAUGACGCAUUCAAUCCUACCGAAUAUGGCCCACAGAAGAGCCAAAGGGUUGCUUCUUUCUUGUUGUAUUUGUCUGAUGUUGAAGGAGGGGAAACCAUGUUUCCAUUUGAGAAUGGCUUGAACAUGGACGCAAGCUAUGAUUUCCAAGACUGUACGGGUUUGAAAGUGAAGCCACGCAAAGGGGAUGGACUUCUAUUUUAUUCACUGUUCCCAAAUGCCACCAUUGAUCCGAUGUCGCUUCAUGGAAGCUGUCCCGUAAUUCGAGGUGUAAAAUGGGUGGCUACAAAGUGGAUCAGGGAUCAAGAACAAGAUGAUUAGUGUGUAAUUCAAAAUUUUGUUUUUAUCCUGUUCGGCAUGUAAUAUUCUUGGAGUUUUGACAAAUGUGUGAAUUGUCUAGUAAUUUCUCAUGUCACAUCACCAUUACAUUACAGUAAAAUAAAAUUACAAAUGGAGGGAGUAGAAGACCCCAACAAACA